Molecule: messenger RNA, 1581 nt
Organism: Onychomys torridus (southern grasshopper mouse)
Lineage: Eukaryota; Metazoa; Chordata; Mammalia; Rodentia; Cricetidae
Product: armadillo-like helical domain containing protein 1
Exons: 7
Coding region: 539-1360 (273 amino acids)
Source: RefSeq, a predicted model, not a curated record
CGUCGCUGCAAGGCUAACCUCCCCAGUCCCCUUCCAUACUCUGGCUCCAGCAGGGCUGAUCCGGGAUCUCGAUGCUGUAAUCCAGCUCGGCCGAGGCCAUGGUGAAGGUGCGGGCCGUCAGCACGGGCCUCCCGCCGGAACUCCCGCAGUUUCACCUCGCCUGGGCCGGACGCCGCCAGGCCACGCCCACAUCCCGCCCACGCCUGGCGCUGCCCAAUCCCCGAGCCGCGUUCUGUGACCUCCCUCCUAGCAACCACCAAGUCGCUCCGCGCCUCCCGCCGCACCCACUAGCCGGGCCCUCCUGUCUUUGGCCCACAGCAAUUGGCUGACUCUCUUGAUUUAGAUCAAGUGUUGGUCAGCGGGCCGCGUUCUUGGAGCGUCCCCAUCCCCUGUGAAGGUUGGUCCACACUUGUUCCCCCAGUUCUAAAGGCUGACUGGACCCUGCGGUGUCUUCCUGAAGCAGCGUGGGUACCCUUCCGAGGAGCACAGGCCCCGUGUCCUCUGGGGAGUAGUAGAGUCAGCCUGGGACUGGCCGAACAUGACUUCUGUAAAGGAGCAGGCCGCCAUCAGCCGCCUCCUGAGUUUUCUGCAAGAGUGGGACAAUGCUGGCAAGGGCCGAAGAGCUCAGAUUCUCACCAAGUUCAUCGGAACCAACGAAGGCAAGACCGGUCCCGAGCUGGAGCUGGAGUUUUCCCAGGGAGCCAGCUUGUUCCUCAUACGGCUGACCACCUGGCUCAGAAUCGUCUAUAUGACUGGCUUGGAUUUAGAGAAGAUCCUGAGAUCCAUUGGUAUCUUCUUGUGCGCCGUGAGCAGCAAUCGGUACCUGAUAGAAUUUCUUGAGAUUGGAGGUGUCCUAACACUCUUGGAAAUACUUGGCCUAGAGAAAAUCAAGGAAGAGGACAAGAAGGAAUCCAUCAAACUACUUCAGAUCAUCGCAAACACUGGCAGGAAGUACAAGGAGCUCAUCUGUGAAAGCUACGGUGUGAGAGCCAUAGCAGAAUUUCUGGCAAAGUCUAAAUCAGAAGAGACCCAGGAGGAAGUACAGGUUCUGCUGGACACUCUGGUCCAUGGUAACCCCAAGUACCAGAAUCAAGUGUAUAAAGGUCUAAUAGCUCUGCUGCCCUGUGGGUCCCCAAAAGCCCAGCAGCUGGCCCUGCAGACUCUCAGGACUGCCCAGUCAAUCAUUGGGGCAACACACCCCAGCAUCGUGGAUUAUGUGCUCAAGGUCCUGGACUCAAUGCAUCUGGAAGUCCAGUAUGAAGGUAGGGAGGCUCCCAGGUCACCAAAGGUGGCAGCAAGGGGCCCUUCUCCUGUGUCUUCCUCCAGUCAUAAAGAGCCUGGUGCUGAGUGUCUAAAAUAACAUUGAUGGGGGAAAGGCUGGUUUAGUGUGAACCAGCAAGUCGUUCAGAAAAUGGUAGUUAUAUUCAUUUGUUUGAGCAGUCGUUAGAACCGGCUAGGUCCAGAGCGCCUCUCACGUGCUUCUGGCUGUCCGCACUGAAGCCCCUGCCUGAGGGUGUGACUGAGUGAGAGCAUGCUCGUCCAGUGUGCACAGGCCUGGGUUGGACUUCAAGCAUGGAGAAA